GGGCCCCUUUGUGCUGCUGCUGCUCGGAUCUGCCCUAAGACACGCGGCGGAUGCGUCACGGCGGAGGCGCUGCUGCUGCUGCGAGCUACGCGCACGAGCCCAUUAACCCCAAGGCAGCCCAGCGCCGAUCGAUCGCGUCGCUCCCCUGCACCCAGCCUCCCGCCCGAGCCGCUCCGAAGAGGCGUCCGAGCCGCGCCGCCAUUUCCCAGCGCUGAAACAGAGAGCUCGGAGCCUCCCCCACCUUGCACCCACCCACCAGCCCCGCACAGAGAGAACGGCAGAGGAGCAGCUGAGGAAAUCCUUUUUUCUUUUUAAUCCAGGAAGGAUGGUGAAACUAGGGAAUAAUUUCAGUGAGAAGAGCACAAAGCAGCCCCUCUUGGAGGAUGGAUUUGACACUAUCCCCUUGAUCACACCCCUGGACGUCAAUCAGCUACAGUUCCCACCUCCUGAUAAGGUUGUGGUCAAAACAAAAACAGAAUAUGAACCUGAUCGCAAGAAAGGAAAAUUUCGUACUCCCAAAAUAGCUGAAUUCACAAUCAGCAUCACUGAUGGAGUUUCUGAAAGAUUUAAGGUAACUGUUCUGGUCCUUUUUGCUCUUGCGUUCUUAACGUGUGUUGUAUUUUUGGUCGUCUACAAGGUUUACAAGUAUGAUCAUACCUGUCCAGAAGGAUUCGUUUUCAAGAACAAUCAAUGCAUUCCAGCUGGAUUAGAGAAUUACUACUCUGAGCAAGACUCCAGCGCUCGAGGGAAAUUUUACACUGUCAUAAACCACUACAAUCUGGCCAAACAAACCAUCACACGCUCAGUGUCUCCAUGGAUGACAGUACUGUCAGAAGAGAAAUUAUCUGAACAGGAGACUGAAGCUGCUGAGAAAUCAGCUUAGUGUGAUUAUUAAUGUCAUUUGAAGGUAACUAAGGGACUUUAAGGAACUUUUCAUUAAAUAUAAUUAUGGAUAAUUUAGAGGUUACUCAUGUUUAUGGUGCAAUUGCUUCUGUUUGCUGAUACCGCUUUGCAAAAAACAAAAAUCUUGCUACAAAACAUUCAUGGGCAUAAAAUAAAGUGCAUAUCAGCAUUGCUUUAGAUCUUUGACACCAUUUUCAAUGUUAAGAAAUCAAUUUUAGAUAUUUUCUUGCAAUUUAUUGGAUGCUGACAGAAUUUUUCACUGGAUUUUUCAGUGAUUUGGACUUCUCACAAAUGAUGUGCUUUAUUGUCUGAACUGAUACUUUUUUAUUAUGUAGCCAUUUUUGCAAACUGAAACAUCAUAGCCAUAACUAGAGUGAUCUCUUGUUUAGCAAAGAGCUGUAUUUAAAACUUGCUUUCAGCUCAAGUAAGGCUGUUAUCAGAACUGCUAUCAAGGGUAUGCUGUAAUGAUUAGAAUGGAGAAAGGAAAAAAAACCCGUCAGGUAGCAUUUUUUUCUUCACUGUUGAUUUGUAAGUGAUAAUGAAGUUCUCUGGAACAAGGCAUGCUCAAUGUUUUAUUAUUGCUGUCAACAAAAUUUCACUACAUUUCCACUAUGGCUUUAGUAUGUUAGUAAGUAUGUGCACUGAAACACAAACUAGAUAGGACACCGGAGAGAGACACGUUUUUAGCUAUGGAUUUGUUCAGAUUGUAUAAAAACAACUUAUGAACUGGAGGGAUAAGAAAUGGCAUCCUUUGAUUGCAGUGAACAGGCAGAAAGCCUUUCACUCUAUUUGUAAUCCACUCUGUAAUUUCUCUGAUAUGACAGAGGGAGUAACAUUUAAAAAACACUUUUAUACAAUAUUAACACUUUCCCUUUUUAUACAUUCUGAAUAGCUUUGAGUUAACUAUGCUGUUUGCAGUUUGCUGAUUUGCUGAAACAUUACAGGACAUCACAAGUGAAACAGCUGUCUUAGUUUAUGCUACUUGCUGUUUUAAAGUUGACUUAAGAAUCAUAACUGUGUACAAUAGAAGAAAAAAGACCAUACAAGACUAGUACUGUGGGCGCAUGUUCAAGUUUGGUGUUUUCUUGUAUUGCCAUUUUUUUUGUAUGAAGCCAUGUUUUUAGUUUAAUCUUCAAUAAGCAUUACAAAAAUAAUUUGCUUAAUCUUCCAGUUAGACAAAUUAAGCGUGUGAAGCUUUUAGGUAUGAGAUUAACUUUUCCUUUCAUAUUACUUGAAUGUGAUAUUUCUAGUGGACAUGUCAAAAGUUUCAUUGUUGUAGACAUGAUACAAAAAUGAAAGGAAAUAAUUUGUCUAGUUUUGUACUCAAACUUGGUUAGCUUCAUUUUUGGGUUUUCUUCUAAUCAAUUAUUAGCGUAUUUAGUAUCAAGAACUUUACAUCCCAAUAAAGUACAAAAUGGCCACUACUACUCUAUAGGUUUAAUACCAAACAUAAUGUUAUUAACAUCAUAGAGUUAUAAAUCACAAAAGGUUUCUGUUAUGCUGCAUGGGAUGCAUAAAAAGCAAUAAAUUAUGUGCCAAAAUUUCUUUGCAUUUUUUAAAAUUAACUUAUGUAAACACAUUAAAACAUACCAUGUUUUGUUUUCUAGUAGAGAUGUACUUUAUUGAAUGUAAAUAAUUCACAUGUAACUUUUGACAUUUUCACUUCAUGCAAAAUAAAGAAUAAGAACAUUGCCGGUUGCAAAGAGCAUGUUGACAUACAUUUCCCAAGAUACACAGUAAAAUGUACUUCUAAAAUUAAUUUUUACCAAAAUAUGAAUUUAAAUUUUAGAAGGAAAGAUUUGUUUCCCAUUAUUAUCAACCAUAGAUUUGAUUAAUAUAUUUUCCUCUUAAAAUUAGAUCAGUAAACAACUUCAUUGUACAGCCAGCUGCUGAGCAGCAAGACUACCAUCAUAAAAGUAAACUUCCAAAAAAAUUAUGAUGAAGCAGCUGGAAACAUAAAACUCAUUUGGUGACUGAUCCUGUACUUCUUGAAGUCAAAGGGAGUUUUUCCACUGACUUCAACAGAAGGUGGUUCAUAAACUCCUGGCUCCAACAGCUUCUCAAGUUCUCCCAUCCUGUCUAAAUAGGUAGUUAAUAGUUUUAACACUCCAAAACGUUUGGUUUAUAUAUUACCUAUUUCUCAGCUUUACUCCAUCUUAAUACAAUCUGUUUACUAUACAUACAGAACACUUCCCCAACUUCUUGGAACAGUGUGUAAGUAAAGCUUUACAACAGUGUUUAAAAGACAAUUAUUUUCCAGCAAAUACUCGUGAGCCCUGUACAACCCAAUUCUACAGAAAUAGGAGCGAUGAUCACAUAUGUACAAUUAUUACAAUUUGUAGUGAGUGAUGUGACCAAAAAUGAAACCUGAGAAGACUGAUUAAAAAAAAGCUAAAUGCUGUAUACUGCCACAGUUUUUUUUCAUUGUAUAUCCUGAACUUUCCACUAACUGGCAUGAUGGGCUACCCGUUUCCUGAAUGUUGUAUAAUUUAUUUUGCUGAAAAUUUCUUGCAGCUCACUAAACUCCAGAGUGCUUUUCGUUUGCUAGCUGAUUCAAAGUUUUCAGUUUUGAAAGACUACCUACCUUUGUUUUAUGUAGCUGCUGAAUGGGCUUAAAUAGUAUUGAUCUGCAUUACAAGAGUGGGUAUGUGUACACACUUUUUGCUGGAAAAUAUUCGAGUCACAAGAGUAUGGCAUUUGCAGAUAGUGUACCAUUUUUUGAGAGACGGAAUGUCUAAAUCUUAUACAAAUAUAACACACAGGGUUUAUUAGCUGUCAUACCAGUCCAGGAAAAGCAAGGAGAAUGAACACAUUACAAGGAAGAAAAGGAUCCACACUCGAAAUCCAGCAUUUUUUUUGAUUGCCUGUAGGAAGAUAUGAGCUCAAUGACUAUUUUUUCCUAAAAAAUUCUGAAUUUCAAUAAUGUGACUCAACUAACAGUCAAUACAGGCCCAAUCUGGCACCUCUUGAAGCCAGUAGUAAAGCUGCUCAUUGACUUCAAAGUUAGGCCCAUAUUUCUGUAGUCUCACCCCAUGACACAAUUCUCAAUUUCCAAAGCAGAGUCAGCUGAAAGAAGAAAAGGCAUUCCCCCAUUCACCAAGAUAGUUGGGGUUAGUUAAUAAUAGAAUAUAUGCUAUAUCCAAUAAUGAAUAGUUCCUAAAGAAAGAGCCAAAAAUUAAUAAAAAAUGCAUAUACAUUCUAUUUACAUGCCAAAAGUUGACAUUCUAAGAAUAAGUGAUGCAGCUUCUCUAAACAGUGCAAUUAGAGCUCUGCUAUGAUUAAAUAACUUGAGAGUGACUGUUAUUGAGGGCUGAUUUAACAUUGGUUUGAGCUAUCUUUAAAUAUUAUAAAUGACCAAGUCCAAUUUCAAAAUAAACACUGAUUCCAAGAUUUGUUUUCAACUGAAAUGGUAAGGCUGGGGGGUUAUUUUAGACAUAAUGUCAACAGAUUAUCUUAAACAGUAUCAGUCUCAAUUCUUAAAUAGAGAUGUUUUCAUUUGUCUACAAAGAGUUUUCUAGGUAGGGAAACUGAAGCACAGAGAUUAAGCAACUUCCUGAGUUAACAUGCAUCAUGUGAGGAAGUGGGUUGUGUCCAUGAAAGCUCAUGAUACUCUCUAUAUUUGUGUUAGUCAUUAAGGUGCCACAGGACUACUCCUUUCAGAAGAUCUAUGUUCUAGUCACAGCUCUGCCACUGAUGGACUUUGUUACAUUAAAUAAAUCAGUUACUCUGCCUCAGUAGCACCAGCAAUUAGAAUGAAGACGAUGCUCAGAGUCAUGAAUGAGAUGUGCGGAAUAUUAAGUCUACUGACAAUGUGUCUUAAAAGAUUAAUCUCUGCCACUUCAUGCUACUUUUUGGAUAACUGAAUAUGAGAAAUAAAAUACCAAAGCAAAGUCUCUGAAAAUAAAGCCCCAAACAGAUUUUCAAAAAUAGAUGCCUAAUGAUAGGAUCCUAAAUUCAUGUUUAGGCAGUUAGAUAAAUGAAUCUAUAAAUAAGACCUUACCCAGUAUGGGGAAGGCCUCUUCUGAUAAAGCUAAUGUGUCAUGACAACAUUCCCAUCAAUGUGAGUGGUGUCCUUUUCCACCAAACCUUUAGGGACACUGCAUAGGUGACUACAUGCAGCCCAGGGUCUCUCACAUCUUUAACAAGGAAGUGAAGAUUAGCAAAGUUUACAGGUCCCAGUGAUUGUUCAGUCCAAGAUUAGUGAGACAAAGUUCAACAGGCUACACUUCCUUUUAAGUGAUCAAGUUAGCUUCGACCUACACUAUUAUUGCUAAUCAGGUAUGCCCUUAAGGUAGUCUUCAAGUUGCAAAUCUAGCCAUGGUAUAUAGUCAUGAAUAUGCAAAAAUGCUUUGAUAGUUAGCAAGAAAUGCAUUAGAACACAACAUAGUAACAUUACCUCUCUUAUGUCUUCAUUGCCUUCUUUGAUAUUCUCUGUUGCACCCACAACUAACUGAUGAAUAUUGUCAAUUUCAGUGUCCUGUUGAGCAAGAGUUCCAUAAAGACAAUGACAAAUUCUGCAGAAAAAUGUUAACUGUAAAGCUCUGGGUCAGAAUAGAUCACAAAUAUGAAAUAAAGAAGUGUGUUUGUGUUAA
This is a messenger RNA of Pelodiscus sinensis (Chinese soft-shelled turtle), 5495 nucleotides long. It is a transcript of the gene NSG1, whose product is annotated as neuronal vesicle trafficking associated 1. Gene Ontology annotation, molecular function: clathrin light chain binding. Lineage: Eukaryota; Metazoa; Chordata; Testudines; Trionychidae. The record is from RefSeq and is a predicted model, not a curated record. Gene Ontology annotation, cellular component: membrane; endosome. Gene Ontology annotation, biological process: endosomal transport; clathrin coat assembly.